Molecule: messenger RNA, 1356 nt
Organism: Pseudovirgaria hyperparasitica
Lineage: Eukaryota; Fungi; Ascomycota; Dothideomycetes; Acrospermales; Acrospermaceae
Product: DUF1295-domain-containing protein
Exons: 2
Coding region: 292-1254 (320 amino acids)
Biological process (GO): lipid metabolic process
Cellular component (GO): membrane
Molecular function (GO): oxidoreductase activity, acting on the CH-CH group of donors
Source: RefSeq, a predicted model, not a curated record
CUGAGAAGUACGCAUCAUCAGUCCGGUCCCCUACCUCAAAGCCCGAUUUGCCGACUAUGACAUCGUUGACUUUGCAGCUCCCAUCAAAAAACAUCAACACCAUCACCGCAUCCUAUUUGUGUCUUCGCAAAGGAUCGCACUAGCUAUAAGCCUAUCCACUACGGGAUCCGGCGGGUGGACCAACUUCAAAAGCCGUCGCAGCGUCCGUGGGCUAUAUCAACUACUCACUGUCUGCUCUUUCGGACAUCAACGCACCGCCAUCCUAAGGCUUCAACAUCUCACUCUCCUACAAUGACGCUUCUCCAAACCUUCCUACGGGCUACAGCCUUCCGCUCCCCCCUUCUUCGUACCCUCCUCCCCGCUGUCGGCCUCGCGUACGGCAUACAAUCGCUCGUCGCCAUGCCCUCCAUCGCUGUCCAGUCUGAGCGCUUCUACGACCUCUCUGGCUCUCUGACAUACCUCUCCUGCACCGCCCUCUCACUCUACCUCCCUGUCCUCCGUGCCCGCGCCGCGUCUUCAACCGGCAAGCUGAUCGAGCCCCUGAUCGGCAAAAUUACCGGCGAAAGCCUGCUCAAUUGGAGACAAGUAGCCAUGAGCGCCGCAAUCGGGCUUUGGGCAACGCGGCUAGGGAGUUACCUCUUCCAGCGCAUCAUGGCGGACGGCGAGGAUAGCAGGUUCGAGAAGAUCCGCGGACAGCCGCCAAAGUUCUUUGGUGCUUUCAUGGCGCAGGCGACGUGGGUGUCGUUGUGUGCGCUGCCUGUUAUCGCGUUGAAUGCCCUGCCCCGCACGGCGUUUGCGGCCAUGCCACACGUGCUCCUCACAGACGUCAUCGGUGUGAGUCUGUUUCUGUUCGGGUUCUUGUUCGAGAUCGCAGCGGAUAGGCAGAAGAAUGCGUGGGUGCAGGAGAAGAAGCAGAAGAAGCACAGCGAGGAGUUUCUGACGAGGGGGCUGUGGAGUAAGAGCCGGCAUCCAAACUACUUUGGCGAGAUCUGCUUAUGGACGGGCAUUGCGACUGUUGCAGGUGGGACAUUGGUGAGAGAUGCUGCACAGCGUGGGCUAGGCUUUGCAGGUGGACCGGCAGGGAGGAUUGGGGUGUUGGCCAUGGCCGCCGUGAGCCCUGCAUUCGUGACGUUUCUGUUGACUAAGGUGUCCGGCAUCCCGCUCAGCGAGAACAAGUAUGACAAACGCUACGGCGACCGCAAGGACUACCAGGAGUGGAAGAAGAACACCCCAAUGCUCAUUCCCAAAUUCUAGAUCUGUCUUGACGUCAAUCAGACGUGGAAUGUAAUGAUGCAGCAUGCAUAAGAUGACAUACAAUACUCACGACGUAACGAAUAAAAACUUCAAUAUUGGUCU